Molecule: messenger RNA, 2475 nt
Organism: Ceutorhynchus assimilis (cabbage seed weevil)
Lineage: Eukaryota; Metazoa; Arthropoda; Insecta; Coleoptera; Curculionidae
Source: the annotation of a GenBank genome assembly
AUUUUUUCAGUUUUUGACGUGAACGAACGCUAAUCACUGUGACAAACCGGUUUUUGUUCUUAUAGUGUUUGGUGAGACAAUUAGUGUUGAUGGUGCCAAAAAUAUGUCCACUAUUGUGUGAUAUCUGGUCGAGUGAUCCAGUUUUUUUAAGUGGAAAAUGCAAGAUAUAGACACUGCAUCGCCGAAAAGUUCAACCAACGAUAUGUCACCUUAUUUGGGAUCUAAAUAUCACAACCCGAUUUCAUCCAGAUCACCAAGUCCAUCUAUAAUGGAACAAUCCAUGAUAGAAGGCACUAAAUAUGCUUCCGACGAUGAAAUCAGCGUCGGUUGCCCUAGUCCGGCGCCAAGCUACAAAAGAUCCCGCGAGCACAGUCCAGAUUAUCGCCACCAUCCACAAAACAACUGUAGAUGUCCAGACUCUGAUAGUGAGGACUAUUUCGAGCCUUUGAAAAAACUCAAAAUGGCCAAAACCGAUAAACGCAUUUCUCCAACAGUCGAAAUCGAGGAAAAGCCGGACGGUCUCAAAAGCUUUUCAAUUAUGGACAUUUUAAAUCACAAACCCUCGAAGCCUCAGUGCACGCGAAUAGUACGUCCAUGGACAAUCGAUCCGGCCGAAGUUGAGGCUCACCAUCAGAGAAUCGAGUCUAUCCACAGGCAAAUUAAAAUGCAACAACAAUUGGCUUUGGUGGCUUUUAACGCCGCGAGUUAUACGUCAGAGACUGGUAGUGACCGUUCGUCAAGUGUUGCCAGCGAUUGUUGUUCACCGGACAUUAUUUCUUCAUCGGUUCAGAGACAGAGACAGCAGCAACAACAUGGAAAACAACCUGGAGGACCUGGAGCUACUCCUCUAGAUGCUCUGUUCCAGAUGACGUCGAAGACUUUCGACUCGUCUACGGGCGAAUCUAGUGCAGAUGGUCAAAGUCAUCUCAACCUCUUCAACUCUCGUCAACAAGCAAAGAAGAAACGAAAGUCCAGGACGGCGUUCACUAACCAUCAAAUUUUCGAGCUAGAGAAACGGUUCCUCUACCAAAAAUACCUCAGUCCGGCGGACAGAGACGAAAUAGCCCAAAGUUUAGGCCUCACCAACGCCCAAGUGAUUACGUGGUUCCAAAACCGAAGGGCUAAACUGAAAAGGGACAUGGAAGAAUUGAAAAAGGACGUUGAAACAUCUAAAAUUAUGACUGUGCAUAACAGUUUUUUAAAGGAUGUUCAAGACCUGAAUAUGUUAAAGAAAAAGGCGAUUAUUAGUGAGGACGAUUGUCCGAAGAAUUUGGUUAUCGGUGAUAAAUGAGGAGUCCAAAUAGAUAAACGAAAUUGAAGGAAAAAUUUACUGAUGAAGAAGACAUUGUACCUACGUACUAUAAGAAAAGAAAAUACAUUUUAUUUAUUAUCUGUGAAUGAAGUAAGGGAUACAGCAACUUCACUUUUUUUUGAUGAGAUAUAUUCGAAAUUACAAACAAAAUUCAGUGAACUAAAUUGACAAAUAAUAAUGAAUAAAUGCCUACUAUUCAAGAUAAUGUUUUCUUAAGCGCGAUUCAUACUAUACGUACCGGUAACGUCACGUCACCGUACCGUCAAAUAUUCUCCUCGAGAAAUCUUGACGGUACCGGUACGUAUAGUGACAGAAAAUCUCUUUAUACAAGUAAAAGUAUCAUCUUUAGAUUCACAUUACCGUUCCAUCAUAAAUGUUUGUUAGGUGUGAUUUUGCUGUAUAAUAUGUUCUCCAACUCCAUAGCCUACAGGCAAUUUAAAAAGUUCCUUAAAAUUUAUUAUUUUGUAAAAAAAAAUCAUUUAAUGUAUAAAGCGUGUCAUUGAGAGAUUGUUGCACUCUAUUGAACAGUAUUUAACUUUUGUGUUUUAGCAAAUUUGUAUUACUAUUUUAAAUUACCAAUUACUUAAAUAUCGAAUUACCAGGAUAACAUUGAUAACAGUAAACGUAUGUACUUACAGAUAUUUCUAGAAUAACUUAUUUAAGAAACUGACAAUUUUAAUUAUAAUAACUUAGACUUAUAAAGAGGCUAAAACUUAUUAAAAAUUUUAAUAAAAUGUCUGUAUAAUGAAACAAGUCGUAAAAAAAUUAAAUAUUCAAAUUAAAGGCCACACAAUAUCCUGGUAAUUUGAGAAUUUUUAUUAUUGAUUAGGGGCAGUUUUUCAACUGAUUGUUAUAACGCAACAAGCAGUUAACAAACUGAUUCUAUGAGUGAUUUUCUUUGUCAUAUCAACUACUUAGUAUUGUAUAAUAAUGAAAUAACUUAAAAGUGUGUAAAUAGUGUGAAUAGGCCAAUAAUAGCUGUUAACGUGUCGUGAAGUUGUACAAAGAGUUAUUUAAUUUUGUAAUAUUUAUUGUUUCGUCACAUCGACGGGUAAUUUGCAAUAUUGUUGUAAAAGAAAAAGUGUAAAUUAUAAUUAAUAUUAAUGUGUCUCGUUUCACAAAGCUUGAGUACUUAAAGCUACCUUUUUUGUGUCUGUGUAAAU